AUGAGUGGCGAACGCCUUGUCCUUCUUCGUGAUGGAUGGAGGGUUGUUGAGCUAGCGCAGUGUGGACUUGCGCCAUCCCAGCGCUUUACCUUCUACGACCACGUCCACACAACCGGCAUGGACAUCAAACAGCCGCCUGCAGGGCGAGCUGUUCUUACCAUGAGCAAGGAUACUACACUGCGAGAUUUUGCUCAGGGUGCAUAUCGCAUGCGCGGCCUGGGUGCUGGACAGCAGAUCUCCGUGCUGGUGACUCCCGAAGUCUCCACGCUUGUGCACCAAUGUCGCAAGGCCUGUACGGCCUCUAGGCUUGCUAGCGGCCGUAUUUCCGUGACGCUGGAGAAUUUUCUAACCCCAAGUUCGCCAACAAGCCCCACUCGCCAGAAAGAGGCGGACCCGGUGGUCCACGUUCUUGUCUGGGCCACUGCCAAUGGCAUCCGCCAGGAGUGCAGGAAGCAGCGGCUGCUCUGCCAGCAGAACUUCCGCGAUGUUUGGAAGCGCAAAGCCCGAUUAAAGCUGGAGAACGUGGCCGCGGCUGUUUUCGAUCCGAAAGACAAGAGCGCCGUUGAUAGCUUGCGCGCGGUUUCCACACAGGCAGCCCUUGAGGACCUCCGAAGCCGACCGGAAUUCUUCGGCCUGCCCCCAAAAUUGGAGAUCCAGGUGCAGGGGAAGGAGCCGAGCCUGCAGGAGAAGUUGCAGCUGGAGAUUUCCAAGCGAAAACUAAGUCCCUCAGAGCGUGCAGAAGCCGAUGCAGUGCUUGCCGAGUGCUGGCCACCGGAAUGCGAGAUUGAUUUCCUGGAAGAGCCCAAGAAUGACGCAAUGGAAGGAGAGCAAGUCCAGGAAGAAGAGCAAGAAGAAGAGCAGGAACAAGAGCAGGAACAAGAGCAAGAGGAAGAGCAAGAGAAGGAGCAGGAGCAGGAGGGCCUGCCCGAGGAGCCGGCGAAUGAGAAGUUUUCUCGGGCAGAUGAACGACAGCAACCUUGGAACCUCAGUAGCCUUGCCUGCCAGCCGAGCAGUCGAUCAAAAUCGGGAUCCUCCCCUCCCUUCUAUCCAAUCUCAGACUUUGCAGUUCAUCGGGGCAUGCUGGGAGGGGACUGCAACUUCCUGGAUGAGCUGCCGCCCUUCCUGAUGGUCAGUGACAACUAUUAUCGAAAGGCCUGGCGAAUGCAGUCAACUCGGCGCUUACGAAACAUCAUCUGCGUGUUGGAGUGGGUGCCAGACCGGCAGCAGCUUCAGCCCUUGGAAAUUCCAGGUCAACUCUCCGGCCAACAGACUGAGUGGCUGCGCCUGCUGUUUGAGCUUCAUCGCUUGGAUGGGGGCGAGAUAGCCAGUGACAAAGUGACCGGUGAAAACCUGACCGCGCUUUACAAAUCACUCGGGCUUUGGGGUGCAGCUUCGGAGGAGUCCUGCAGUUUCGAUGCCUUGCAACGCGGAGUGGCCACACAGUCCCUGUAUGGCUAUCAGCAAGGCCGUUUCUUCGUCGCACUGAGCCUUGAGGAGGCCCAGCACUUGCGGGCAGCCCUCCACCGUGGAGAGGUCCUGAACAAGGAGGUUUUCAAGAUCUCGUCGCCGCUUCUCAGCCUCCGCUGCCUGAGCCCCGGGGGUCCAAAGGACCCGGUGAAGGGCCAGAGAAGAGGCCUGGAGCGCCACUUCCUGUUGGCCGACUUCGGAAACGAAAGGACUACCGAGCACACCGAGCCACCCCGCUUCGACCUCGAGGUGGCCGAGCAUUGCUUCCACUUCGCCAACUGCGACCUGCUGCCGCGCUCGCAGCUCCCGAUCCUCCUCCGCGCGCUUCGCGCAGCAGAGCCCGAGAAGCGUCUGAGGUGGUGGCAAGACCUUCGGCGCUGCCGCCGGCGUACAAGGGAGUCAUGGCAAAGGCUGCCACUCAGCCCGGUGUUCCUGGAGAAGGACGAGUUCAAGGCCUUGGCCAGUGAAGCGCUGCUGCAGCGGCUGCGCCGAUCUUUGGCAGAACGACAGCUCUGGCCGGCGGACGUGUUCCAUUUGCUGGAUACGCACAGCUGCGGGAGCCUUGCACCGGCGGAUGUGGAGCGGGGUUUGGAGUGGAUGCUCGGCUUCCAGGGCUCAAACUCCCAGGCUCUGCAGAUUGCAACUCGCUUCCCAGCGCUGCUGACAGCGCUCUUCCGGGCCCUGGACGAAGACGGCGAUGGACGCAUCACCGUGGAGGAGUUCAAAGCAGCGCUGGAGCCCGACGAGCCUGCAGGGUGA
Symbiodinium sp. CCMP2592 is the source of this 2226-nucleotide messenger RNA. The record is from the annotation of a GenBank genome assembly. NCBI's taxonomy places the organism in Eukaryota, Dinophyceae, Suessiales, Symbiodiniaceae.